AUGACAGACGGUCACUGCAUCUCGUCUGAUGUUUCACCAACAAGUCUUACGUUCACCAAAGAAGAUUUGCUUCACAGGCUUUUUAAGCAUCCAGACUUUGGAGGUCCGAACAGAGUUCUACCGACAGAGAACAAGACCAUCCUUAGAUUAGCUGCUGAAAAGGGUGAUUGCGAAGUGAUAGAAGUUCUGCUAGCUUACCCCGACAUCGACGUGAACAUGUCCGAUCGAUAUGUCGAGCCUGCUCUGACAGCUGCUGCUCAAAACGGCAAAAUGGAAGCUGUGAAGCUACUUCUCCAGCACAAAGACAUCGAUAUGAACCAAAUGCCUGCAGGAGGGAAUUGGUCGGCAUUGAAAUAUGCAAAAUUCUUCAACCACAAUGAGAUUAUCAACCUCCUCCUCUCCCACGGCGCCAUCGAUUACGAUGCCGAAGCACCAUCAAUCGUACCAACAACCGCACACAUCGACAACUCGCAAAACACUACUUUGCAUCCCGAAGGCGAAAUUCAGUUCGACCCGUUCGACGAUGAUAUGGACGGCGCAGCAAUCGAAACUUGGUUAGAGCUUUUCGGUACGGAGGAAGGAAUGAAGGAGUGA
Alternaria viburni is the source of this 594-nucleotide messenger RNA. RefSeq lists its product as uncharacterized. NCBI's taxonomy places the organism in Eukaryota, Fungi, Ascomycota, Dothideomycetes, Pleosporales, Pleosporaceae. The transcript has a single exon. Gene Ontology annotation, molecular function: protein binding. The record is from RefSeq and is a predicted model, not a curated record. Bases 1 to 594 code for a protein of 197 amino acids.